UGAAUUGUGUUUUGGUUUUUGGAUUGGGUAGCCGCGAGUUCCCCUGCAGAAUUUCUUCUUCUCUGCCGUCGGCUUCUCCCCCCUGCUAGGCUCGGUUUUGCUUGCUAAAUUUUGGUUUUGAUCGUUCUGUCGCCAUAGCACUUGGGUUAGCCUUCUGUUCUGUGCGAGUGAGGUAAGUAAAUUAUGGUAAAACCCUUCGAUUUUAAAGCACGUUUUCAAUUGUUUUUGAGAUGGUGGCAAGGUUUAAAUUGAUUUUAAAUCAGUUUUAUCAGUAUUUGGGUGUAAUUAAACUGAAAUGGAAAUUGUGAUGAUUUUGUGGGAAUUUCAUUGUUUUUCAGGAAUUGAGCGUGAUUAGCAUGAAAACGGGAAUUUCAUUGUUUUUCUGGAAUUGAGCAUGAUUUGAAUGAAAUUGUUGUCAUUACAUUGAGUAGAGCAUGCCUAUUUGAAAUUGACUGAAUUGUUUUGAUGAACUGAGAGCUUUGUAAAUUAUGAUUUUCUGUUAAAUCCAUGCCCACAUGGAAUUUUCUGGUUAUUUCUGAAAUUAUGGAUUUCGGUUGUGAAUUAUGGAUUUUUGGAAAUCCGGCAUGGUUUUGUCUCGGAUAUAGUCAUGAUUACUGACGCCCGCUAGUGGGAGAUGUAAACGCUAGCACAUGUCGACAUGUAUUUCUGUAGAACCGGUUCACCCUGCCAAUGGGGUUAAACACUGGCACUACCUGACGCCUGCCAGUGGGAGUGUGUUAAACACUGGCACUACCUGACGCCUGCCAGUGGGAGUGUGUUAAACACUGGCACUAUUCCUAACGCCUGCCAGUGGGAGUUUGUUAAACACUGGCCAUGACUUAUAGAUGAGACUACUGAUGAGUUUUAUUAUGCAUGAAUGGUUUAUCAUUGAAAGUUCUGUUAUGCUUACGUGGUUUAUCAUUGAAAGUUCUGUUAUGCUUACGUGGUUUAUCUGGCAUGUUUAAAAGUUUUACCCAAGGGCUAUCCAUAUUUACUUACUGAGAUAUUUUAUCUCACCUCGUUUUCCUUGUCCACCGUUUUAGGAAACGAAACUGAGGACGGGAAAACCGAGGGGAGUGACGAGUUAGAAGGCUAGCCAUUCAAUUGGGGUAUAAGUUUUAGAUUUUAUCAUCCUUUUGUAAGGUUGAUUUUAUUCAUGAGAUUUUGUGAUUUGGAUAAGUUCCGAGCCUUGUGCAUUUGUGGGACUCUCUCACGAGUGCACGGCGUCUGUCGCGUCCCCGGAUUUGGGUUCUGGGGCGUGACAUUUGUUUUGGUCAUUGCUUUCAAAGAAUAAUUAAUUGAAUGUAUC
Molecule: messenger RNA, 1309 nt
Organism: Rubroshorea leprosula
Lineage: Eukaryota; Viridiplantae; Streptophyta; Magnoliopsida; Malvales; Dipterocarpaceae
Source: the annotation of a GenBank genome assembly